Molecule: messenger RNA, 840 nt
Organism: Camelina sativa (false flax)
Lineage: Eukaryota; Viridiplantae; Streptophyta; Magnoliopsida; Brassicales; Brassicaceae
Source: RefSeq, a predicted model, not a curated record
AUGGAUUCUACGAAUCCAUAUUAUCAGUCUUCUUCUUACUUAAACUUGCUUAACAGUCAAGAAUCCGUUGGUAGAAAUGAAAACUUUUCUUUUGAAAGUUAUCAACCGUCUGGACAGAACAGCUCACAACCUUCUGAGGUGCCACCUCUUUCUCAAGAUACACCAGUGGAGCGCAAGGAGAGAAAGACAUGGGCACCUGCUGAUGAUGAAGUCCUGAUCUCUGCAUGGCUCAACACUUCAAAUGAUGCCAUUGUGUCUAAUCAACAAAAGGGAGGAAGCUUCUGGACGAGGAUUAGCCGGUACUAUGCUGACACUCCUCAUGCUAGAAAUAGUGGUGAACAGAUGCUGGUGACACAUUGCAAGCAGCGUUGGCACAAGAUAAAUGACCAUACUAACAAGUUUUGUGCGGCAAUGGCUGCUGCAGAGAGACUGAACAGUUCUGCUCAUUCGGAAAUUGAUAUCCUAAAGAAUGCACAUGAAAUCUACUUUGCUGAGCAUAAGAAGAGGUUUAACCUUGAACAUUGUUGGUGUCUGUUAAAGAAUGAGCAGAAAUGGCUAAGCCUUAAUGCUAUUAACACGCCUCCAUCUCAGCCUGCAACAAAGAGGAAACCAGCUGCCGAAGGGGUCAAAGCUGCAAAGGCAAAAAGAAACAAUGCUCAGUCCACAAACACGAAGAGUCUUGCUGAGUAUAAGAGCAUGUGGGAUGUCAAGAAAGAGGAAUUGGCUGAAAAGGAGAAACUACAGAAGCUGGCCAUUCUAGACACUCUCUUAGCCAAAAAAGAACCCUUGAAUGCGAGUGAAGAAAUUAUUAUGAACAAGAUAGUGUCUCAGUAUUUCUGA